UUUUUCAUAUACUCUAAGGGUAUAGGCUACAUAUGCUAAAUAGUAAUUUUAAAAUUAAAUAAAAAAUGGGUAUGCCUUUUGUUAUUUUAUAAAGUCCACAAGUGUUUCUUCUUUAGGAUAACAUAUUAACAUGGAGUCACCCUCAUCACCCAAACCCAUCAAGGUCACUGCCAUCUGCGGUUCUCUUCGUAAAGCAUCCUUCCACCACGGCCUCAUCCGCUCCGCUAUCGAUAUAACCAACAAUUCCAUCAAUGGUAUGUCGAUCGAACACAUUGACAUAUCAUCACUGCCCAUGCUGAACACCGACCUUGAAGUGGACGACAAGUUUCCACCAGAAGUAGAGUCCUUUCGCCAAAAGAUUAUCCAAUCCGACUGCUUCUUAUUCGCUUCUCCAGAAUACAAUUACACCGUCACUGCGCCUUUGAAGAACGCAAUUGACUGGGCUUCUAGGCUGCCAAACGUGUGGGCGGAUAAGGCUGCUGCUGUUAUUAGUGCUGGUGGUAGUUUUGGUGGAGGAUUGUCUCAGUAUAGUCUUCGGCAAAGUGGGGUUUAUCUUGAUCUCCAUUUUAUUAAUAAGCCGGAGUUUUUUUUGGACGCGUUUGAAGAUCCUCCUAAGUUUGAUGAUGAUGGAAAUCUGGUAGAUGAGGAAGCUAAAGAGAAGUUGAAAGCUGUUCUUUUAGCCCUGAAAGCUUUCACAUUGAGACUCCAAGGUGGGAGACAAGUUAAUAGAGGUUGAAAAGUUGCAACGUGUUUGAAUAUCAUCCUCUCUUUCGAAUGUGAUCUAGAUAUGUUUAAUCAUUUGAAUUACUAGUGUAUGUAUUUCAUUGGGUAUGUUGUGUUACUAGACUUUUAAAACA
This is a messenger RNA of Helianthus annuus (common sunflower), 857 nucleotides long. RefSeq names its product NADPH:quinone oxidoreductase. The record is from RefSeq and is a predicted model, not a curated record. NCBI's taxonomy places the organism in Eukaryota, Viridiplantae, Streptophyta, Magnoliopsida, Asterales, Asteraceae. Bases 131 to 736 code for a protein of 201 amino acids. Gene Ontology annotation, molecular function: oxidoreductase activity; FMN binding. Gene Ontology annotation, cellular component: cytosol. The transcript has a single exon.